AUGGUUUCUGAGCGUCUUCACUUCAAGCCUCAAGGUAUGAAGCUUCAAAACCCUAAUCCAGGGAAAAUAGCGAUUAAACUGUAUAAAAUAAUUUAUGUUUCAAAUGAAGUGCAUAUUCCAAUUAUAAAUACUUGGUCUUACCUAGCUCUCUGCCGUGGCUCUGUACAACUGCUUCUUCAAGUUUGGAAACCCUUCUUCUUUUUUUUUGGUUUUGUGUAGCUAGGGCAUCGUCCUCUUUAACAAAAGCAUGAUCCCUUUGGUGAACCCUCAGUCUUCUCUUCCCAACCAGGAAAUGAUGCCCGGCUCAAAUGUUGGUAAUCCCCAGCCUGCACAAUUUUACAGUAAUCAAAACAGUAAUCUCAUCCCUCAUUCAUAUUCCCAGCCUAAUCAUUUAGCUUUCACAAGCUUGCAACCACAUAUACAGAAUCUUCCCAUGCAACAUCACAUCCAAUUUCCAGCGAACUUCAAUACUCAAAACCCUAAUUUCCAUAACCCACUCAAUAAUCAAAACACUAAUUUCCAAAACCGGCUUACCCAUAACCCUUCAGUGAUGUUUCCAAAUAGAGCUCAGACAUUACCUUCGAAUCACAUGCCUAAUGCUUUUGUUAAUGGCAUAGGUUACUCGGUUCAGUUUGCUAAUCCGAAUGGGUUUCAUAACCACCCACAAGUUAACGCUUAUGCUGCUAAUCAAAUCCCACAAUGUCCUCAAAAUCCCAUUAAUCCUGGGACUACGUUUACUGUAAAUCCUUCUCAUCCUACUUUUGUCCCUCAUCCACAAAACAAUCCUUCAACAGUGGGUUGCCCUGCCUUAGGAAACUUCCAACCUCUAACAAGCUCUUCAAACCAUGUCAGCAGUGGUUCUUUUGAGAAAUCUCAGCUUUGUAUGGGAAUACCGUAUCAAAACUUCCAUCAAUUAGUAUUGCCUAAUCUGGGUCAAAGCGCCAUAGGAGUUCCAGGUAAUGUGUUCUCACAACUGAAUACUUCACCCCAAAUGCAACCAAUGCAGAAGAGUUUGCAACCACAAGGAUUUCUUCAGCCACAGGAAAUUUCUUACGAUCAUGUGGGAAAACAUAAUGCUCCAAUUAUGAAUGACGGUCCUAAAGGAAAGAAAUUUGGCAAUACUCCACAUCAUUCUGAUAAAGGUGAAUCAAGAUUAAGGACGCCUUCUCUCCAUGGCAUAGGAAACUCUAAGGCAAAAUUCAAGCAUGAUACUAGAAAUGGGAAAUGCUUUAAGGGUGUUGUGCAUGGCCAACAUAGGGAAGGAGCACGAAAUUCUAAUCGUAAUAAUUGGAAUAGAGAAGGUAUCCCUGAAUCUAAAAGGCCAUCUCUGUCUGCAAUUUAUACGGAAGACGAGAUAAAGCAAUGGCGGGAAGAGCGUAAGAAGAACUUCCCCACAAACGCAAAUGUAGAAAAGAAGGCUGGAAAGUCUCGUAAUAAUCUUGUAGAUGCGGAGGCAAAAUUAAGGCGUAAGAGGCUAAAGGAAAUCCUAGCCAAGCAGGCUGAAUUAGGCAUCGAGGUAGCUGAAGUACCUCCAAAUUAUCUUUCUGAGUCAGAAAAACAACCUCCCAACAGGAGACAUGAGAAAUUUAACAGGAACGAAAAGAGGAAUUUCAGGAACAAACAUAAGUUCCAAAAGAGAGGUAAGGCUGGGAGGAGAGAGGGAAAAUCACAUAAGUCUGGGAAUAAAGAGUCUCCGAGAUCAGUUUUGACUCGGAGUCCGACCCUUUUACAGAAACUGUUGAGCAAAGAGAUCAAGAGAGACAAGAGCCAUUUGUUGCAGGUUUUUAGGUUCAUGGUGAUGAAUUCUUUCUUUAAGGAGUGGCCAGAUAAAUCCUUGAAGGUCCCUGUGUGCGUCGUGGGAGAAUCAGAAUGUGAAGGCAAAGAGGUAGAGAGAGAAUUCUCAAAUGAAGGUUUGGUAUCCAGUGGUGCUGUUGUUGAGGGUGAUGGGGAUGAGGAUGAGAGAUACUGUAGCAGUGGAAAUGAGAGAGAAGGGGAUGCGGGUUUGGACCAUUUAGGUGAGGAUUUUGUUGAGAGGAAGGUCACAGAAAAAGAGAGAGAGGAGGGAGAAAUAUUUGAGUAGAAAAAAGUACUCUAUCUCUCUGUUUUGAGCGCAUGCUGGGGAAUUUGUGUUUUAUAGCUUUUUGCUGUAUAGAAUAUAGGUUGCUCUAUCUUGUGUUCUUUGAUUCAGAGGGGUAUGCUAUUUGUCUCUCUACACACGCACAAUAGGCUCGGGCAAAAUCACAUAUAUUUAUCACAUUUUUGUAUAAUCUUAUGAGAAAGUAUAUAUGUGCAUGAAGAUGUACAAGCCCGUAGUGGUUUGGAUUGCAGGGUGCUAAAACAUGACGUCUUGAUUUCUAUUA
Molecule: messenger RNA, 2360 nt
Organism: Amborella trichopoda
Lineage: Eukaryota; Viridiplantae; Streptophyta; Magnoliopsida; Amborellales; Amborellaceae
Source: RefSeq, a predicted model, not a curated record